CCACACCGCUCACUUAAAUAUUUUUAUUUGUACGGCCAUUUUGACGCACGGGCGACGGCAACCGAGAAUUCCAAGACGCAAAACUUCCGAAUUAUUGCACAAAAUUAUCAGUGAAACGCGUCGCGUCCCCGCCCUGUCCAUCCAGGGGCGCUCCCCCAACACUUGCGAAACUCGAACGGUUCGCGUUUGGCUUCAGCCUCCAAAUGAAGCACUGAAAUCCGUGUGUGUGACAACAAAAACAACCACGCAGAAAAGAACAGAGAACUAGAAACAAACGGAUUUCAAAAUGAUUGAACCGCCGAAAUUCAUUGAUAAUGAUUCUUACAACGGCAGCCGGACAUUUACCUGGCUGGCGGACAUGGUGGGGCUGUCGGUUGAUUUGGUAAACUUUUUAAUCUGCCAAAUAUCGGCUCUAUUUUUGGCCUCCCUGUUCCGAUCGGUGCUGCAUCCCUCGAAGGUCCCCAGCAAGUUGCGUCACACAUUCGCCCUGUCGAUUGGCCUCGCCUUUGGCUACUUUUGCUUCGGUCCUCAGGCCAUUCACAUCGCAGGACUUCCGGCGAUAUGCUACAUUGUCAUUCGAACCCAGGAUCCCCGCAUCGUUCAGAGAGCCGUCUUAUUGGUGGCCAUGAGCUACUUGCUGUGCGUCCAUCUCAUGCGCCAGCUCUAUGACUAUGGAUCCUAUGCCCUGGACAUUACCGGGCCCCUUAUGAUCAUCACACAGAAGGUAACCAGCUUGGCCUUCAGCAUCCACGACGGCUUUGUGCGACAGGAUGAGGAACUCACCAAAGCCCAGAAGUAUCAUGCCAUUCGCAAAAUGCCCACGGCCUUGGAGUACUUCUCCUACGUCUGGCACUUCCAGAGCAUUCUGGCCGGCCCUCUCGUUUUCUACAAGGACUACAUCGAGUUCGUCGAAGGCUACAAUCUGCUUCCCCCGCCAACCAAUGGCAACAUCGACAAUGGAAAGGGAGAAGUUGUGCUGGAACCAUCACCGACAAAGGCUGUGAUACGAAAGGUCAUUGGCAGUCUAGUGUGCGCCUUCAUAUUUAUGAAAUUCGUGAAAAUAUAUCCCGUGAAAGACAUGAAGGAGGACGACUUCCUUGAGGACACGAGCAUGGUGUACAAGUUCUGGUACGCAAUGAUGGCGACCACCUGCAUCCGUUUCAAGUAUUAUCACGCUUGGCUCUUGGCCGAUGCCAUUUGCAACAACUCAGGUCUAGGUUUCACUGGCUACGAUAAGGAUGGCCAGCCCAAGUGGGAUUUGAUAUCCAAUAUUAACGUCCUCUCCUUUGAGUUUUCAACAAACAUGCGCGAUGCCAUCCAGAACUGGAACUGCGGCACCAACCGCUGGCUGCGAACCCUCGUCUACGAGCGGGUGCCCAAGAAGUACGGCACUCUGCUCACCUUCGCCCUCAGCGCCGUCUGGCACGGCUUCUAUCCGGGCUACUACCUGACCUUUGCCACCGGCGCCAUUGUCGUGACAGCGGCCCGCAUAGGCCGACGACUGUUCCGCCACCGCUUCCAGAGCACGCAGGUCACGAGGAUGUUCUACGACAUCCUCACCUGCCUGAUCACCAGGGUCACACUAGGCUACGCCACAUUCCCAUUCGUUCUGCUUGAAUUUAUGGGCAGCAUCAACUUGUACCUGAGAUUUUAUUUGUGCCUUCACAUCAUUUCACUAGUGACCAUAUUUAUUUUACCCAAGUAUAUACGCGGCGAGAGCAGGAGUCGCGACAACAGGGCGUCCGUUCGGCUGGCAGGUGCCGGCAAUGUCAAGGAUUCAGCAGCCGCCGAAAGUUCUUCGGAGACAGCGCUGGUCGCUGGCAAUGAUCUCAAGGAGAAUGGAGGAGGACAGGAGGAGGAUAUGGAUAAGCAUGCUCAAUGUAAAGUCAACACGCCAACAACACAACAGCAGCAACCAUCUGCUGAGCUUAUUAAUAAACACAGCCGCACAAUCGAACAACAACAAACAACCAAGCAAUCCGAGCAAUCCAACAAUGUUAACCUUCGCCCACAGCAAGCAUGCGCUCGGGACGCCGUCAGCGUGCCCCAUGACCAGUGCGAGAUGGACCAACUGUCCAGCAAGCUGAAGGAGAAGCUCGAGGCCGAAACCAAAAACAUUGAGGAAUUUAUCGAUAAGACUGUAACCGAGACCGUUAGCGGCAUUGUGGAGUUCAAGAACGACCUGAUGCGGGACAUUGAGUUCCCCAAACUGAAGUUGCCCGGCAGCAAUACCGGCAACAGCAGUUCCGUUACCUUGGAUGCGACAACUGUCAACGGCGGUCUGCGCAAACGUAACAUAUCCUCUGUCCAUGACAAUGGAACAACAUCACCGACACCUGGAAAUCUUCAAUCGGAGCAUCAUGCUGUCAUCGAGGAGAACGGCUCUGCCUUUCUGAAGAAGGAGAUCGAUGUGAUCAAUGCGGUGGUGCAGCAGGCCAAUGUCCUGCCGGCGGUGCUCAGCAAUGGUCAUGCCAAAUAGUAGCAGCGACAGUCAAGUGUGGGAUCAACGAACGGCAGCUACAAAACCAUAAAGAUAAACAUUAAAAUAAAUAACAACGAUGACGAUGACGACGAUGAUGGCACGGCAGGGAAUGGAGUGAAGUUAGGGAACAAAUUGAGUGCUGCACACCUAGUUGAUUGAUUAGUUGAUCUAUUGAUGGAUGGAUAGGAUUUUAACCGAAACACACACGCACACACAACACACACACAAAAUACGCGACACAGACAAGGAUACCUUUUUGCUUUUACUUUUAAGUGUGGAGUGUUUUUUGAUUUCUUUCUUAAAUUAGUAGACCUGAAGUACAGAGAUUGUUUACACUGAAGUAAUUGUCUAGCGCGAAUUAGCCAAAUAAUAAAUAAGAAAUGAAUACACUUGUAUGUACAUUCAUUGAUAAUUAUUCAUCGAAAGCCAAAACCUUUGUUCAAAUUAACUAAAUGUGCACCAAACCUCUAAUUGUUGUUGAAGAAAAUCUAUGUACGUACGUUUGUAGUUGUUUGUUUGUUAAACUGAAAGCGCCAAGAAUGCGCUUCCAAGGCUAUGGAUCAGAUUUUAAACAUAUCCAGCUUACAAAAAAAAACUCAAAUUUAUAAAGAAUUUUAUAAUCAGACUCCUGACAGGUUAUUAUAAUCCGUUUUCUAGACGACUGAGUAUACAAAAAAGAACUUUUUGAAGAACCUACACCUACACCCAUAGUCUUGGAGCUCAUUCCUUGAGCGAAUUACAUAAUCCUCCCAGUAUGUGUGUGUGGACACCUGCAUAUGUUGAUAUAUUUACCAUAUAGUCUAUGUGCGAGCAGCAACUGACCCAAUUUGAAACAUCAUUACUGUACUGUAGUUCAAAUCCCGCCCGCCCGAAGGAUCGCAACGUGACAAGUAGAACCAACUAAAUCCUCUGAAAGCAAAAAACGCUACAAACAAAAGUCAACCAAAUCUUAACUUUAGACUGAAGCUAUUGACAAAAAAACUAAGCAAACUAAACAAAAAAAAACAAAGCAAAUCCUGCGUAGUUAAAGUUAGUUAGUAAGCCGUCGAGUUGUUUUUGAUAUUCAAUUUGAUUCGAUUUUUGUACAACUUCCACGAUCGAGCGUGGAUAGGUAUCCUGCUUACUUCCACUUUAUAUAUACGUAUAUAUAUACAUAAAAUAGAUAAAAAAAAUUGAUAUACAAUUGGGUCUCUUCCAUCGUGCCCUUUUCUUUGUUUUUUGGCGAACGUUCAUGUCCUCCACUUGUGACUUCCUACUCCUUAGCUCUUAAGCAAGCACCUAUAUUACCUAUUUUGUUUUUACCCAUUAUUUUGUUAAUACCAAUAAACAAUUAAACUGCAAA
Molecule: messenger RNA, 3824 nt
Organism: Drosophila bipectinata
Lineage: Eukaryota; Metazoa; Arthropoda; Insecta; Diptera; Drosophilidae
Gene: oys
Product: lysophospholipid acyltransferase 6
Biological process (GO): lipid modification
Cellular component (GO): membrane
Molecular function (GO): acyltransferase activity
Source: RefSeq, a predicted model, not a curated record